CACUUACAUCAUGUCAAGUAUCGAAGACACAAAGCAACUAUCUCUGCGGACCGGACAGACCUCAAAUAAUGCUCUAGGUAUCAACGCUCCGCCGUCACCGGCAUACAAGUCCGCACCAGCGGACUCAUCCGUGCACUACACUUGCUUUAUCCGGCUGCCAUUUGCCAGAGGAGAUUUUGUAGACCCACCGCAGGUCGACUGGAACUCGACAAAAGAUCGCGCAUUAUGGAAGAUCAUCUCCAAGGCUUCCAAUAGCAAAGAGCUGGAUUGGGAAGACUUGUCUGCUCGGUUCGAUGUUUCGCUGGCUUUUCUACUACAGCAAGCAGCAUGGCUUUAUGAGCGCCACUUUGCACAGAUGAAGGCGCAGAUGAAGAAGCUCAGCCCAUCAGCCUGCCCUUCGCCUCUUCCGCCUGAUUCUACAGGUAACGUCGCGGUGAACAGUAACGCGACGGCUUUCCAAAUUGGCAGUCAAGGUCCAAGAGCACCCUCUGCUCUUUCGGCACGUAUCAGAGACAGCCCUACUCCAACCAUGGGAUCUCGAGGCUCUGGACUGUUUCGUCAACCUGCUGUGUUGCCUUCACUAUCUACCACUAAUCAACCACUGAAGACGGAAAGUCUCUCUCGUACGCCAUCUACAAGAACACUGACCCAAAGCCGUACCGGACCGCCUGCAAGUCCGGCACAACCAAGCAACAGAGCCUUCAACACAGCUUUUGGCAAUCACAGAAAGCCUGUAUCACCUCAACGCGAGAUUUCGGAGCCCGACUCAGAUCCACUUCAGGAGUCAGAUUCAGACUCCUCUUCUGAUGGAGAGUCUCAAAGCAUGGCACGCAGCCAAGCCUUCAGACGCCCGGCUAACUACAACAACAAGAACAAGUAUGGCUACGAUGAUGAUGACGAGGAUGAGGACGGCGAGUCAUCUGGUGGCUUUCUGCCGUUCGCUACUACUGCUACUGGAAGUGCCGAUCCGGCUGCAACACUGAAGUCGCCUGUCAAACGUGCUUACGAGCAGAGGCCAAUCGCACCCGACUCUUCGGCGUCCUCAGCCAGUUCUGCGGCACCUCCUCGUGCGGCUACUGGUACUGGUAAGCAGAGGGAAGUCAAUCGUGGAGAUUACGCACAGGCUCCCCCUGCGAGUGCAUUGAGUCCGAGACAACGAGAAGAACUUUCCAAACUCAGCCCAAGGGUCCGCAAGGAGGGCAGCGAGGGAACACCGAGUAUGGGCAGCUCAUUUAGUGAUCUUGACGAUGCCAGCAUUUCUCAGUCAGCCAUAGAGGAGGCAUUCAUGAGCCAUAUGCAGCAUGGUUCAACAACGAGCAGGAUGAGCUCGAUCAGCCAAGCACUGAGGAGCAAGUAUUUGUAGAGACGCAGGUAUUGAUGGGAAAGGUUCAUGGGUAUAUUGCAAUCAUCAUAUCUGCUGUUUCAAGCAGAGCAAAGCGUAUGUUCCAAGUGAUGCGACGCAGAAUGCCA
This is a messenger RNA of Aureobasidium pullulans EXF-150, 1470 nucleotides long. RefSeq lists its product as uncharacterized. The transcript has 6 exons. Bases 11 to 1363 code for a protein of 450 amino acids. Gene Ontology annotation, biological process: autophagosome assembly. The record is from RefSeq and is a predicted model, not a curated record. Gene Ontology annotation, cellular component: phagophore assembly site. NCBI's taxonomy places the organism in Eukaryota, Fungi, Ascomycota, Dothideomycetes, Dothideales, Saccotheciaceae.